AUCUUUGGGAUUGAGAGUUCCCGCGGUCGAAUUGUCUGGGAGUACUUUGUGCCAGGUACCCGCUUGCCCAACACUUCGGCACAGCACCUCUUCACACAGCGCACCACCGGUCACUUUCCUCUCACUCCCGUGGCUUGUGUGCUACUUGAAACACAGAAGUCAAAGAAGCUUCACUCCGCUCUUCUCUACCUCGACCCCAUCCUCGGUGUUCCAUUAAACCCACGAACUUUAGAACCGGCGACGAAGGCGGAGGAGGCGAUAGUACACUUACCUAGCCGUGUUAAGGUGGCGGCAUUGGUACCGACGACGGCAUCGGGGAUGUUAUCGACGUUGGGAGGCGAAGCGGAAGCUGAGGCGGCGAACCAUGUGCGACCCCUUUGUGUGGUACUGGAAAAUCUCUCCGUGAUGCUGCUGCCUCCUACUUUAUCCACUAUCAACCCCAGAAUCUUACUUCCAGCCCAUGGUCUUUACAUUUUUGCGUUGAAUACCGAACCCGCUACUGUUUCGGGUUAUCGUGUGAUGACGGUGAACAGGAACGUCACAGCCGCUACCACCAAUCUCACAGCACAGCUACUAUGGCAUAUGCACCUCUCUUCGGAGGACUAUCCACAACGCAUCCUCCAGGCCGCAGUACAUCCCCCUAGUGGUGAGUCUCCGAGUUUGAGCAUCACCUAA
Hydatigera taeniaeformis is the source of this 675-nucleotide messenger RNA. The record is from the annotation of a GenBank genome assembly. NCBI's taxonomy places the organism in Eukaryota, Metazoa, Platyhelminthes, Cestoda, Cyclophyllidea, Taeniidae.